Molecule: messenger RNA, 1416 nt
Organism: Aspergillus viridinutans
Lineage: Eukaryota; Fungi; Ascomycota; Eurotiomycetes; Eurotiales; Aspergillaceae
Exons: 5
Coding region: 1-1416 (471 amino acids)
Source: RefSeq, a predicted model, not a curated record
AUGGUCAUUGAAGUCUCUAUCAAUAAAGCUGCGACCAUUGUCAUCGUGGAAAACGCCUCUGGUGUCAAAGCCUAUGCUGAUCAGCUCAAGCCAGGAAGCUCUGGUUGCCUGGAAGCAUCCAGCAAGAAGCAUGAGCGGAGCGGUUGUCUGGAGCAAUUAGGCCAUGAGCAAACUGCCUCGGUCGCCCAGGAUCGCCCAGGAGCAGAAACACAGCGCAUGAUCCAGUCCUUCACCACAUCGUCGUCGCAGAUCUCCUCACGGCGGCUUGUUCCCAAACGUCUCAACCUUUCAAUUAUCGUCAUCAUCGGCGGCCUACUGGAGGGCUCGUACAAGUGGAUCCUCGACCACUCCGACUUCCAACGAUGGCGCAAUGAUGACCAGAGCCGGCUGCUCUGGAUCAAGGGCGAUCCGGGCAAGGGAAAGACCAUGUUGCUGAUCGGCAUUGUCGACGAACUGGACCGCGAGCUUAAGCAGGCAGAACCGUCGGCUUCCCCCACUGUCCUCUCAUACUUCUUCUGCCAAGGCACCGAUACAUCUGCUUCCCGCGUCAAGUGGAUCAUCUCCACCCGCAACAGGCACGACAUUGAACAGCAGCUGAAGCUCAAUGACUCGCAAACGAAGCUGAGCCUCGAGCUAAAAUCCAACACAGAGUAUGUGUCCCAUGCCGUCGGCGUGUAUAUCAACGAUAGCGUCUCCCAGCUGGAAUCGCUACAAGACAAUGACACACGUCGAGAUCAAGUGCAACACAUCCUGCGCCAGAAGGCUGCAGACACGUUCCUUUGGGUGGCCCUCAUCGUUCAGGAGCUCAAAACGGUUGCAAGCUGGGAUGUGUUAGACGUGCUCAAGGAGAUAUCGACAGGCUUGGAAGAGCUGCAAAAUCCAGAGUUUUGUCAGCUCAUGCUUUCAACAGCCACCCUGGCAUAUCGUCCGCUUCAUGUACUUGAGCUGGGCGUGCUCUCUGGGCUACCGGAAAAGAUCUCUAAUAAGGCGCAAAGAGUUCGGGAGCUUUCAGCCAAGGACUACUUAAUGAGCGACAUGGCAACCACCACAAUCUUCCCCACUGGCACCUCCGAGGUCCAUCGCGAUAUGUCCCUACAAUCGCUGCAGGCCAUGCUAAAGACGCUGCGGCGAGACAUCUACAGCCUGCGCCAUCCCGGAUUCUCCAUCGACGAUCUCAAGAUGCCAGUUCCAGAUCCAUUGGCUUCCGUACAGUACUCUUGCAUCCACUGGGUUGACCACCUUUGCGAGGCACCGCAACGAAAUGACCUGGUUGAUAGCAGCCUAACCCACAAAUUUCUUGAAGGUCACCUCCUUUACUGGGCCAAGGCUUCAAGUCUGUUAGGGGCGCUGUCCAAUGCAGUACUCACCGUAGGAAACCUGGAAAGGCUCCUGAAGGUGAGCCUUGCACCUCAAUAA